Molecule: messenger RNA, 978 nt
Organism: Gossypium arboreum
Lineage: Eukaryota; Viridiplantae; Streptophyta; Magnoliopsida; Malvales; Malvaceae
Exons: 5
Coding region: 301-777 (158 amino acids)
Source: RefSeq, a predicted model, not a curated record
AUAUCUAGCUCAACAUGGAUGACUUUUAUUUCAGCCAAAAUCUCUCGAAGUUUCUUUUCUCUAUAUCUCCUCUCCUUUCACAAAUUUCACCCUAGAUAUUUUCUCUCUCUCCAAACGCCCCCAAAAAAAUCAACAGCAUAAGAAAGACUAGUGUUUUAGACUCUUUUUUUAAAUGUACAUUUGAUUUUCGUUUACCCGUUGGUUUUUGUUUAAAAGGUCGAAGAAAGCUAUGAGAUUUUUGUAGCUUUUUGUUCUUGAAGAGUGGCGGCAGGGAGAGAGGGAGGAUUUUGGACGGCUUAGAUGGAUCGAGAAGGAGGAUCCCACGGCGGAUCUUGUUAUUACUCCGUUCUUGGAAUUCGUAAGGAUGCCUCUUUCUCUGAUAUCCGCACUGCUUAUCGAAAGCUCGCUAUGAAAUGGCAUCCAGACAGAUACGCCAGAAACCCAGGGAUCGCCGGAGAAGCCAAACGUCGGUUUCAGCAAAUCCAGGAAGCUUAUUCCGUCCUCUCCGACGAGAGCAAGCGAUCAAUGUAUGACGCCGGCUUUUACGAUCCCUUGGAAGAAGAAGACCAAGACUUCUGUGAUUUUAUGCAAGAGAUGAUGUCCAUGAUGAAUAAUGUGAAAGACGAGGGUGAUAGUUUUGAGGAUUUGCAAAGGAUGUUUGCAGAUAUGGUUGAUGGCAUCAGCUUCGACAUAAACACCGAUCCAACGGUGACGAAGACAGCACGCGUCACUCCAUCAAAGGGCAGUGCGGCUAAAAGGAACAGCUCUCGGUGUUGAUGAUGCGUGGUAGCUUUACCAUCUAAACUCAAUUUGUGUUUGAUUAAUCCCAUGAUUAGUAACUACAAUUAGGGCUAAUUUCUUUCAUAAUUAUGGGAGAAAAACCAAGUGUUGCUUAGUUUUAGGAACCAAUUUGGGAAUCAUGUGGAAUCUCUUGAGCUUUUAAUAGUUAAAUAAUAAAUUUAUGUUUUUUUAAAAAAA